Molecule: messenger RNA, 657 nt
Organism: Phaedon cochleariae (mustard beetle)
Lineage: Eukaryota; Metazoa; Arthropoda; Insecta; Coleoptera; Chrysomelidae
Source: the annotation of a GenBank genome assembly
AUGUCGAAAACAACAUGUAUGGUUGUGGUUGCUGGCCUGGGCAUGGGCCUGGUGUACAUGCCCGCCGUCAUCGCCGUCGGCUUCUACUUCGAGAGGCGGCGAGGCGUCGCGACGGGACUGGCGUCGUGCGGCAGCGGCCUGGCGCGCGUCGCUCUGCCCAUUCUGCUCACCAUCGCCCAGGAUAGCGUAGAGUCCGGCGUGUAUGUGAAAUUGGCUCGAGCAUUCCGGUAUGUGAAAUUGGCUCGAGCAUUCCGGUAUGUUUGGAAGACUUUCGACAAGUACCCGACCAUAUCUCUGGACUUGCAUGACGAUCCAGUGGAAGAUUUGCUGUUUUCGCCGAAUAUGGAGCCCAUUUUGGUCAGUUUGGGUGAGCAGAUCGCCUGGUGGAAUCUCAAGAGUUUUCUGGAGACGAAGAAGAAACGCGGAAGACCGAAAAGCAUCGACAUCUUGGACAAUCUCAGCUGCGACUUGCGCUCCAUGAACAUAUCCCUGUGGGGCGAUCGCCAGCCCUUGCCGGGCUGUUCUCACCUUUUGGCCUGCAUCAAGUUGAACGGCAAGGCCAAGUACGUGUCGGCUUCCAACGAUUUCAACUCUUUUCUAACUAUAGAUGACAACGGCAAAGUGUACAUCAUGGAGAUAGUCCAUCCCGAUUCGUAA